CUGUGCGUUGCUCCUCUCCUCCGCCCAAUCUCUCUCUCUCUCUCUCCUCCCAUCUGCCCAAUGCUCUCUUCCUCCUCAAACCACAGCAAAACCCUCCUCACUCCUCCCCUCUCCUCCUUCUCCCACAAACCCUAACCGCCAAUUCCUCUUCCGCCACCUCCUCGGCCAAUCAAUCGACCCCAGAUGGCCUCCCGGGACCAAGCCCUAUCACUCCUAGCCGCCGCAAACAACCACGGCGACUUGGCGGUGAAGCUCUCGUCUCUCAAGCAGGUCAGGGACAUUCUCCUCGCCGUGGACCCUUCCCUCGCAUCAGAGCUCUUCCCUUACCUUGCCGAGCUCCAGUCCUCGCCCCAGAGCCUCGUCAGGAAGUCUCUCGUCGAGAUAGUGGAAGAGAUUGGGUCGAAAGCAAUGGAAUACUUGGCAGUAUUGAUGCCAGUCUUACUGGCAUUAUUGAGAGAUGCUGAUCCAGAUGUUGCAGCACAGUCCGUCAUCAGUGGCACGAAGCUCUUCAGUGGUAUUCUCGAGGAGAUGGCAGUGCAGAUGCAUCACCGAGGAAAAGUCGAGAGGUGGCUUGAAGAUCUUUGGACGUGGAUGGUUAAGUUCAAAGAUGAUGUGUAUACCAUUGCAAUUGAGGUAUUUGGAGAACGUAUAUGUGGAUUUCAUCAGCUGGUCAUGACAUCCGAGUUAGAUUCAUUGUUGAUGGCCCGAAUUCUAACUAAUUGUGGACAUGGAUAGUUUUCUCAUCUUCUGUUUUGUAACCAUUGUGCAAGAUGGAUAGACAUUGGAGCUGUACAAAAGUUAUGCAGUGAAAUGUCUACGGUUACUUUGUUGUAAAAGGUGCUUGAUAAUUUCACUUUCUAAAAGAUAGACUGAUAAAAUGCAAUCCCGAAAGAAUUUCAGCCAAGCUGCUUUGGAACUUUACUUCCAAUUUCACUUGGUGUGGUA
Molecule: messenger RNA, 945 nt
Organism: Punica granatum (pomegranate)
Lineage: Eukaryota; Viridiplantae; Streptophyta; Magnoliopsida; Myrtales; Lythraceae
Source: RefSeq, a predicted model, not a curated record